Molecule: messenger RNA, 11273 nt
Organism: Solenopsis invicta (red fire ant)
Lineage: Eukaryota; Metazoa; Arthropoda; Insecta; Hymenoptera; Formicidae
Product: dipeptidyl aminopeptidase-like protein 6
Exons: 10
Coding region: 2780-4156 (458 amino acids)
Biological process (GO): proteolysis
Molecular function (GO): dipeptidyl-peptidase activity
Source: RefSeq, a predicted model, not a curated record
AAAACCAGAUAUGUCAACAAUUUUUUAAUUUAAUUACUUUUUUCUGUAUUGUGGUCUGUAUCAUCUAAAGUAUAAUAGUUUACAUAUUUUACACGUUUAUUUUGUCUACAUGAAAAAGAUUCGUGUAAACAUCACGUAUUGUUUACGUUAAAAACUUGUGUAGACGUAAUCUUAAAAUAUACGGCAUAAUCUGGUUUUAAUAAACAUUGACCAGUAUAAUUUUACGACUAUUAUUUGCGUAAACUUGAAGACCAUAAACUCAUUUCUUUUUAUAUCCGAACAUUUUAUUAUACACACUCGUGAUACUCGCGCAAAAAUUGAAUUAAUAAUGAAAUUCUAUUUUUGUCGUGGAAUUUCCCACGUUUCACAGGCCAGAUCACUUCUCAUAAGAAAUUAUUACGUAAGAAAAAGUUGCCAUGGUUACCUAUCUCGCCUUUACCUUUCACAUAUAAAAAAAGACUAUUCAGAGAACACGUAUUCACGUUCAAAGUCGGAAUAUAAGCUCUUUAUGAUAUCUUCAAUUUCUUAUGUGCCAAUUUUGCGUGUUUUUACUCGUAGAUAAUAAUAAAGAAAAUUUCAACAAAUACCUUUCACUUAAAAAUUUUGCAAAGACCGAGGCAUUAUGUAUGUAUACAUCAUAUGCAAUAUACACAUAUAGAGCGGUUUAUUCAAUUCCACUGUCGUACGGAUAAAAAGUCUGCGUGUUGCACGUAUGCGAAAUACAAUUUCAGGAUGUGGAAAGGCAUCGCGUCGAAAUGCCGCGCUGCGUCGCGGUGAUUUGAAUAGCACGGUUGUAUAGGAUGUUUCUCACCUUUCUCUGCUUCUUUUUUAGUUUCAAAACAGUUCGUCACGUCAAUAUCGAAUGCACGGGCGGGGCGCGUUCGUAAGCGGAAUAUAUCUUCGUCAAAGUCGCGGAGUUAAAAAAAAACGAGCCCAAAGAGUAACGCGGUUUCGAGACUUUCGUACCUCUCUCGCCCUCUCUUCAGCCACGGUGGCUUUCAUCACUGGCAAUGGCGCGGAUAUCGAAUUAAUUCAUUAUCCAGAUUGAAUUAUGAUGUCCCUACUAAUGAUGCGUGUGCGAAAAUGUAGGUUCUAAAUGCGAUACGAAAGCGUAACAAAGCAUUUAUUAUGGAAAAUAAUUCUCGACUCUUGAAUAUUAUCUACGGUUCGUUUGACCGAUUUGUAUUAUGCAAAUUUAUUAUUUCCUUUUAAGUAAUAAAAAAAUAUAGCUCUAUAAUCACUGUUCUAUUUUUAAUGAGACUAAUAUCGCUGAUUAUAAUAACGAUCGUUCGCAAGAGCAAUUUUCGUCUACAUUACGCUGCAUUAAAAAUAUUUAGUUAAUGAGAGAAUUAUUAAUUUAUUAUUAGGCUCGAACUCAAACACUCUUGAUAGCAAAUAGAAUAAAAUAUUAUAUGCGAUAUUUAUUAAGCUUUUGAUAUAUAAGUCUGUGUCAACAUUACAAAUGAGAUGUGUUCAUAAAAUUUGUAAUGUGAACGAAAUCAAUAAAUUGCUCGAUAUAUCGGAUGGUAUCUGGACCACAUUGAUAUUUUUAUAUUUUAUAAUUUAAUACAGAUUUCACCGUGAUUAUUUUUUUUGUUCCAACUCUCUGUGUAUCACAUGUAAAGCACGAUUUUCAGCCGUUAAAUUAUUUGUCUUUGUUCUUAAGUCUAGUCAAUAUUGAUGAAAAUUAAAUUUUCACGGAAAAAAAACACAAUGGUUAGCGCAAGUUAAGAGAGUCAAAUUUUAAAAUAAUCAUUAUAAAAGUAUUAAUUUACUGGCGAGCAAAUGAUCGCUGAAAAGCGUAAUUUGCUAAUUUUACGUAUAUCUUUGCUUCACUGAUAAUUAAUUUUUGAGCAACUGAAAAUUAAACAACUUUUUCUACGGAGAAAAUAUUCAUAAAAAUUUAAAUAAUCGUUUGAAAUAAUUUUUCAGUCAGGAUAAAAUGAUUGAGUUAUUAUAUAAACUAAAAACAUCUAAUACGAAAAGUCGAUAGAUGCCAAUUAUUUUUUCGUUAAAAAAAUAUUUACCGAUUAAUGACAUAUAAAACUUGUCGAAUUGUAUUUAUUAAAAAUAGAGCACACAGAUUUUCUCGCAGCCGAUACAUCCAAUGUCCCGGACCUUUCAGUAUUUAAUGUAGAUUGCGAGCAAAGAAGAUAAAAAGAAACAGCAGUUAUCGUUUUCAUCAGGCAGUAUGUUCUUGUCAACAAUACGUGUGGAUAUACACAUAUACACAUACACACACACAUGUGUACAUAUAUUGUUGGCAAGAAUGAAAUCUAUUUGCCUGAUAAGCACGAAACAAUAUCAAGGAUAAAUACAACUAUAUUCAUAUAUAUAAAGUCAUAUUCAUCCUUGAUAUUGUUUCGUGCUACGUGAAAUAAUACUCUGACCCAGCUUCAGUCGCUGACCACCUUCUGUCCUAUCUCCCUUUAUUCUCCUAUAUUCCGGCGCCACCUUCCCACCCCGAGUCCGACUUCGUAUCCGGUUCCAUUUGAAUACAAAGCGACAUUGCGUGAAAAAUUAAAUACAGGUUUCGCUCCGUGCUGGCCGCUAAGCAGUGAUUAAUGGACUGGAGCCAUUGAAUUCGGGCAGGCCGACGGAAAAUCGGCCGGUAGUGAAAAUUGGGACUGUAGAGAAAGAAAGAAAGAGAAAGAGAGAGAGAGAGCGAAAGAGAGAGAGCACGCGAAAAGAGGGAGGGAAGAAAAAGUGGUGCAGAGGGAGAAAAGUGAUUUUAUUCCUGUGAGUGCAGACGCCCGUUCGUGACGGAAACUCGAGGACCAUGACGGAGGGCGAGCCCAACGUGAGUGUAAGUGUCCAUACUGUAACAAAUCCAGACAUCAGACAUCAAAGCGGUACACUAUUGGAUCUCAUGACGAAGAACAAGCAGCGAUACCGAUGGCGUUUGCUGGCCUGCGGCAUCGUGGUUAUAAUCGUGCUGGCUCUGGUGAUCGCGGCGGCGAUCCUUCUGACCGGUAGCCCCGAUUCCACCGCGUCCAGAACGAACGGUGCACCCGGCAUUUCCCUGGAGGAAUGGCUCUCCGGUUCGUUAUCCCCCAAGAGCUUCAACGGCACGUGGAUCAGCGGAGACGAGAUUCUCUACCGGGACGAGAUAGGCAAUUUGUUGAUCUACAAUGUCAGCUCGGCUGCAUCCAGGAUCGUGUUGGACUUCUCCAAUCCCUCUCUGCUGUCGAGUUUCGAUCACCAGUUAUCUGCCGAUAGGAAGUAUCUGUUACUCGCUCUCAAUUACCAGAAGCUGUAUCGUCAUACGUACCUGGCCCAUUACAGGCUCGUGAACCUGGAAACUGGAACGGAGACGAUAUUAGCGGCGAACGAAUCGACGCCGUUGCAACUCGCGACUUGGGCACCGCACGGUAACGCCCUGAUCUACAUUUACCAGAACAAUAUCUACUACAGACCGGAGGCGGAGGUGGUCAACGACUAUCAAAUAACCACUACCGGAGUGUUUGGAACCAUUUACAAUGGAGUGCCGGAUUGGGUGUACGAAGAGGAGGUAUUCAGCUCAAACAAGGCGCUCUGGUUUUCUCCGAGCGGUACUAAAUUGGUCUUCGGCUACUUCGAUGAUUCGAGCACUCCUAUAAUGACUAUACCAUUUUACGGAUAUCCCGGAAGCUUAACUUUCCAAUACACGUCAGCGAUACCGAUCCACUAUCCGAAAAGCGGCACGACGAAUCCAACAGUCAAACUAUUUUGCGUUGAUCUCGACAUGGUGGUGUUGGGUAACGUGACUUUGGUGGAGAUCGAACAUCCGCUGGAGCUGUCUACCUCCGAAAGGAUCCUGUCGGCGGUGGACUUCCCCACGGACAGUCUCGUGUACGCGACUUGGAUGAACCGGGUGCAGAACAGGGCGUAUUUCCAGCUUUGCGACGUCGGCAGUCUGCUGCCAAAUUGCACGACAGCACUCUCGUAUGGCGAGGAAAACGGCUGGGUAGAGCAGUUCGAAGCGCCUAUAUUCAGCGAGGACGGUACGUCGUUCCUUCUAAUAUUACCGCAGAAACAGAAGAACGGCAGCGAUUGGCGACACGUUGUGCUGGUUACGAAUGCAACUAGCGGCAGACCGACCACCACCGCCCUCACCUCCGGCUAUUUCGUUGUGACGGAGAUAGUAUCCUGGGAUCGGGAGGACUCGUAUCUGUGAGUAUGAACGCAAUCUACACCGCAAAUUAAGCAAUGUACCUGAAUUUCUCGAUAUUUUUGGAGACCUGAUUUUCGCGACAGUUGAAUGGCUCGCUAUUUCGCAGACUGUCGUGCUCUAGCAAAUUCAUGUCGAUUUAAAUUUUACUACUGUCUAUUUGGUGAUAUAAUCGCAAAUAUAAAUUGUUGGCCGAGAUUAGAAAUAAAAUGUGCUGCUUUGGGUGCGAGGGAACUUUGCAGAAAACAAGAAUCUUGGAUUGGAUAAAGACGCGCGAGCAUUCUAGAUCGUUAUUAACGAAAUGGAUAUCUGAAUAAGCGACACAAUUAUUCGACAGGAAAGUUCUUUCCGGAAGUCAGAUCAGCCCAAUUACUUAAAACUUCUAUGUCGAUAAUCUACUAUUAGCGAUUGGAGAAAAUAGAUUACAUUUGCACUUCUUGGUAAACUUUCUUGCGAUCGCAGCUCUUUUUCCGAAUGAGGAUCGUGAAAAUUCAAUCAAUUUGCUGCCGACGCAUAAUUUCUUCUAAUGAAACGAAAACAAUUGUAUAAUUUUUUUUCUUAAAAUUAAAUUAAAUUUAAAAAGUAAAUUGCACUAUAAUAAUUAUCGACAACAGUUUAGCCAAUAAAAAAUAAUUAGAAUUAGAAAAAAUUAUAGAUUUAUGAUUAAAAAACACACUACAUUGAUACUCACAGAUGACUGUUACAAAUUCAAGAAUUACGUGUGAAAGACUACGUAUUUUAUCCUGGCUGUUAUCCAUGUUAUUUCCAUCUGCAUUAUUUUACAUGCAGUCUCUGUAAAAUGGAUUUAUAGUUCAAUUUCUUUUUCAUUCAUAAUUCCAGAGACUUUUGCUCUCUAAAAAGAGGUGAGUUUUCGAUUUUCUACGUCUCUACUUCUCGAACAAAGAGAACCGUCGUCGCGUAUGCGCAUAUGCACUCUGUUCGUGGCACGAAUUCUCAAAUGCGAGAUACUCGCUCUCAUCCCGGGCCGACGUUCAGAAAGAUAGCGAGCGUGCGAAAUGGCUCGGAAGUAAUUUGCGAAGUGAAAGCAGAGUUCCGCGACAGCUCUGGGAAGUUGCGUGAUGUCGUCAUCGGCUUUGGAAUAAGAGAGAAAGACGGGAAGGGCACUCAGGGAUAGAGAGUGAGAAGAUAGGGCAAGUCCUCUCUCGACGGUUGACCUCGCCUCGCGCAAGAAGCGACUGACUUAAUUGCGCGUUCAUAAAUUAAACGAGGUCUCCGUCGAGGGAUCGAACCGACCCACGUUGCCGUCGCGCGAAUUCGCUUUUUCCACAUCUCGAAAUCCGCGCCGGUCGAUUAACGCCCGAUGAAAGUAGCCGAGGGGAGUCGAGCUACCGUUCGCGUUCAGAAGUUCGAGAACGUUACCGUUGCGUUGGACGACACCUCCCCGGAAAGACCAUCGGAAGACCAUCCACUUUUCAUCUCGCGGAAAAAUUGCUUCGGUCGGGCGUUAACGACGUCGUCUAGAGUUUCGUUGCGCCAAGGAAUAAAAUUCGUAGCAAUUUGCGAUUGAAGGGGACAGCGAUUGAUGUAAACGAGUUCCAGUUGCUAUAAAUAAUGCGAAAAUCUUUAAUUUGAUGUUUCUCAAGUAGUUUAAACUUUCUCUUUAUUUAUGCUUCUUGUUAUGAACGAUUAUUUAAAUUAUAAGCAUUAUAUUGAUAUUAUAUUUGAUAUUCAAAUUAUAAUUGAAGGGUUUCUUAAAAAAACCAAACAAGUGUCCAUUUUUUAAAUAAAUCUGAUUUAUAGCGCAGUGUUCUUUGUAAUAGAUAUAGAAAUUCUCGCAAUCCAAAAAGUUGAAUUUUUAGGAAAUGAAAUAUUUCCUAAAUUUCUUUGAGUCGUUUAUUGUAUAAAUGUGGUAACUUUCCUCUUUUCAUAUAAUAAAUACGAGAGUUAUAGACUUUGAUCAAUAGUAGGAAAUUCCAUUUAAAAGGAAAAAAAUAAAAAACACCUUUGAACUUGUAUGGUUUCUGUAGGAAAUGCUUCAAUUUCAUAUAAUGAAAUAAUUAAAUUAUAUUUUAUAAAUAAAAAUUAGGUAAUAUUAUUUUUCUAAUAAUUAGAAAAGUUGAAGCUAAUUAUAUUAAAAAAGUCGCAACAGUUAGUACGAAGAUACAAAUCUCUCGAUGGCGUUCCGGAAAUUUCUUCGACGCCCAAAAUUCCCGAAAUUUUGUUGAAACGCUGAAACAUCCAACGCAGAACGGCCUCGAUUAAAUGAUAAGAGAUGCGCUCGCUUCCAGUUUCCGCCAUUAAGCGCCCACACGCUCAAUGAAUUUAGCGAAGUCAUUCCGCUGCACAUCGUCCAUACUCGCACAUGCAAGAAGUCGGGGCCCUCAACGAACGCGGUCUGCAUCCGGGGUAACGCGCAUGAAUUAAUCAUUAGGACGGUGUAAACAGAGAACGGCGCGGCGUUCGCGGGAGUUAUUCAGUGGCGUGGCGUUUGCGGCCUGCGGGACGACAUAACGGCGUAAUCAAUGCGCGGAAUCCGCAAUACGAUCGCACUGUGCCAGAAUGUAUCGAUAUAUGUAUAUAUUGCAUUGUAUAUAACAUGGCAGCGUGUCAGCCUGAUUAGUAUCUCGAGCGAACGAUGAGCCUCGCGGACAGACAUUCGAGUCAAUUAAAAGGUACACCGAGAGUACGAUGGAAAUGGAAUUUUCGACCGCGUUUCCGCGGUUUUGGCAUCCAAGAAGAUGGGAGAUGUAGCCAAAUUUGCUGCCGGAGCUGUACGUCGACCAAAUGCAAAUUUUUGUUAACUAGACGCAAACUGCAGCUAAUUCGGUUUCAGUUACCAAAAACCUUGUUUCCGCAGUUAGUUUCUGUAUCGCAUAACUACUCUUGAUCGACCGAACCGCGCUGCGUCCGCGGCAUGCCCGCGGGGGGAAGGAAGGAGAGAGAGUGCUCUGCGGUUCGUUACCGGCUAAGUAAUUGCAGGAACAUGCGUUAAUCGCCGGAGAUGCCGGCGAGGUUGAAAUCGUGAGAUAUUAAGCGCGUUAAACGCGCCGGGGGAUCGCCGUCGCGCGUCCGCCGCAUCCCCGAACGAGGGUUGCACCCGAAUUAGUUCCCCGGGCGGCGCGACGCGGCGUCUAUGCCGCGCGCUGCGAACAGUUCGCGUGGACAGGUCUCGCAACCGCAAGGCUGGGAAACGUUCGUGAGCUGCCUCCGAAAACUCCGCCGCCGCCAUCGGUCGGGUGGCGGCGAAGCGAAAUGGAAACGUCACUGCACCCCGGAGAUAAACACCGGGGGCGGCUACGCCCGUUCUAUUAAACGCUCUUAUUAUUCUAGUCGUCGCGUCGUGCACUCGUUAACCCUGAACCCCGGCGAUGUAUCUCGCAGAAUACGUCUCUGCUCCUCGCCAUCUACCGUCGCGAGUUGCCCUUUUUCAAUUUUCAACUUCAAUUUUAAACUUCUACUUUAGGAUAUACUUUAUUUAUACAAGAAUUUUUUUUUUAAUAUAAAUAUUAGGACUUCUCCAAUUCUCUUCCAUUGCACGAAGAAACGAUUUAUAUUAAGUUUCACAUUAAUCGAAUAGUAUUAAUUCGUGCCCCAUUGCGAUGUAUCGCAACCGCGCACGUAGUUUACUGCGCGCGGUUAUGGUUUACUGCAAUUGAGGUUUUUGCGGUUGCGGUUAGCUGAGGUUGCAGUUAGCUGCGGUUGCGGUUUACUGCGGUUGCGGUUUGCUGCGGUUGCGGUUUGCUGCGGUUGCGGUUUGCUGUGGUUGCGUUAAGUGGUUACGUGGUUGCUGUUGCAGUUAUCUGCGCCAUCGAAUGCAACCGCAACAAACUGCAAACCGUAGAAAACCAUAUCAAAAAGUGUAUGCAACAAAAAUUGAAUUCUAUUGUCUUUCUAAAUAACUUUACGUUUUGUAAAACUUAAAGUAACUAAAAUGACCAAUGCAAUCUGAGUGAAGCGCGAAGCUAAAAGAGCUUCGCAUGUCCGGGUCAUAUUAAUUGAUAAAAUGUACAAGAAAUAUAUAAAGCGUAGUAUAGCUUACUACUUUUUGCGUAGUAAUAAUAACAUAUAUUUAUGAGUUGUUUUGUGAUGUACGUACGUGCUGUGUAAAUGUAAAAUGGAAAAUCGUAUAUUUAGCUACGAAUACAAAAUAUUUGUUUAGUACUCACAAGCACUCACAUUCAUUAAAGAAUAAUUAAAAUACAAAUGCAUCAGAAAGAUUAGAUUGCGCUUGAAUUCUUUUACUGUAACUGUCUUGAAUAUUGUGUUGUGCCAAUUACUCAUAAACUAUUGGAGAAUAAGUACUUUACAUAUUUAAAGUUAAGGGAGUAUCUUAACUGAUCCCCUUUUUGUGAAUAAAAAAGAAACGUAUUAACGUUUUGUCACUUAUCAGCAGAGAAACGGGUAUUGAAAAUGCAGGCAAUCUACUAAAAAAUAUUUGUAUGUACACUCGCGUAUACUCGUCGCGUAUCUUGACAAUCGAUUGCGCGUACUUAAGAGUGUCAGAAACGGGUAUAAAAAUGAUAGAAAAUUAUUGCGCCAAAAAUGAUCGAUAUAAGACAUAAAAAUGUUGAAAUAUUUUUGUAAGGAUGUAAAUUAUCCUCAAUCCUUCUAUAAUUUUUUCUGAUUUCUGCAACGGAGUUAACUUAUCUAUAGUGUUUUUCUUUUAAUUCCCUGUAGUUGCAUAUCGCUUUAAUUUCAUUGUACGCCGUUUAUGCAAGGGUCACGAUGCUUAACGCGCGGAUUAUUCGGAUACAUCGACGGGAGCGUGCUCGGGGAGAGGAAACAAGCACCGCGCGCCGCAAUGCUCUCGCACUCGUCGGUAUAUCCAAUUUAUUCCACCGCAGCUAGAAUCGCAAUGGGAUAACGCUGAGCGGAAAGGGUGGCUCGUACGCGGCGUUCCGUGUUACCGGGCCGAAGGGGGAAGAGGCUUCCACUGUCGCCGUUUCAAUUUCAACUUUUAUAAAGCUCUUACACCCUCGCGCUGGCUGUUGCAAAGGCGGCCUGUGCUGUUUAAGAUUUAGACUAAACCGCUUGAAAGUUCGAGGGAUUGCCUCCUCCCUCGUCGGCGGAUCGGACGCCUUCUCACCAGCCACGACGAGAUUCCGCUACGCGCAGCAGGAUAUUUCGGCAUUUAAUCCCCGAACGCUAACCACCGCGUUUGAGCUUUUCCCUUUCUCUCUGGUAGAAGUUUUUGCCGUUGUUCGAAAGGAAUUAUAUCACGCAGCUGUCACGUCUUAAAUUCAUCUCCCGAACUUAAGUACAACGAAAACCGAUAUAAUACGAUAAACUUUUUAAUUUAUCGAGGGUAAAUUAAUCUUCUCCAAAACGGGAUCUAUUCCACGCUUAAGUAGGCACGUAACUGAUAAUAAAAGUAACAAUAAUUUUCGAGGAAAUGGCGGGGAAGACGAAAUCAAUAACCCGAGAGAGACUUACUGUAUCUCCCUUUUUUUUAAAUCUUGAAUCGUGGAUUAAUUUCCUUUUUCGUCGGGAGAGAAAAUUAUGUCUUGCGUAAUAUUUUGGCCCCGCCAAGUACGGAAGAAAAUUUUUUUUCUCGACAAAAAUGACGCCAAGAGUUCCGAAAUUCUCGUCUUCUCACUUUACUUACUCCAGGGCAAAAAGAUAACACAACUUUACUCUUAGUUUAAUUUCGAGGGAGGGUAAGUAUGCAUUAUAGGGGAUGUCGCUCCAAUAACCUUGACACAUGUCAAGGUCAUCACUUUGAGCAACCUUCUAAACAUUUGAACCGGCGCUGGCCCUUUGUUAAAAAAAUUAUUAACAAAAAUAGUUGCCAAUGUAAAUGUAUAUUUUAUCGUAAAGAUUCACGUGAAGGAUCUGUUGCGUGCUCGAUGAGAACAAGUACAUAGAUUCCACGUUCUAUCUACAUGUUUUAUGUAGAAUACGUAGAUAGGACUUUAUCGACAUGAUAUCCACAUGAAUUCUACGUGGACACUUCCAUGUAGAGUUUUAAUACAUUUGAUCCACGUGGAAUUACUGAUGAAAUUUGAGGAGAUUAAAAUAGGAGAUAGCAAUGUGGAUUUUAUGGGAAUAAAUUUACAUUGACUUUUAUCCUAUAUAAUCCACGUAGAGUUAUUGAUUAAAUUAAAAGUAGAUAAAAAUAGCAAUAUAGAAUUCACGCGAGUAAAUAUUAAUUAAUUUUUAUUUUUUAUAAUCUAUGUUGAAAUUUUGUUGACAUAGAAAUAGACACAUUAAGUUUGCAAAAUCGAUUUUUUCAUCUGCUGGAUUAUUCCGUUUAGUUAUAAAUGCUUAUGUUUCUGAACAGCAUAUAUUAACUAUUAGAAGCUUAUGCUUGCGCUUUUUUUAUUUUAAAGUCCAAGAUUUCUUUCUUGAACACAGUACUGUUGCGAUACAUAAAAUGUUAUCGAUAAAUGAAAUAAAUUUAUGGUUGAAAAAACCUUGGUCUGCACUUCAAUGAACAGACAAUAUUUUUUUAAUGUUUUUUUUAAUAAAAAUUGUUUCAAAUAUUUAUAUUAAUUAUUGUAUCAUAUUGACAUUUUUUUAGUUUCAUUCUUAUUUAAAUGAAUAAUAGAAAAGUUAUUUUAUAUGCUAUUUUGCAUUUGUGAAAAUCAGUUAUAGACCUAUCUAUCAUAUACAAUUAAGGUGUCAUAUAAUAAAAAUGAUGAAAUUUUGAAAAUGAGUUUCAUGUAAGUAUAUCUCGAAAACUAUACGAGAGCGCCGAUUAAUUUAUAAGGAAAAGUUAAUCAGUACUCUUGCCUCUAUAACAUAUGUCAAGAUCAAGGUCAUCGGCGUGGCAUCCCUUAUAAUGCAUAAUUACCCAAGGGAGUUUUAUUUCAACGAAAUGUAGGCUUAACGAUCAAGACGUUUAACGUCACGUAGAUGGGAAGAAAGAUUAAAAAAAAAAGCAGCGUGUCACCAGUGACACUGAAUAAGACGUAAUGGUCGCGUAAUGAAUCAGCGUAAUGUGUGCGUUUCCGCUUGACGUAACUUGCGAUAAAACGCGAUCGUCCAGCGUUUACACACGCGACGUGAUGUUCGAUCAAAACGUUUUUCAAUCAAUUCAAACUGUUAUCGACGAGGGACAUCGGCCCAAACGGGCGGCAACAAAUCGCAAACGCGACACAGAGCACAAAAGGCGACGCGGAAUCCCGGUAUUUCGCCGAGACAGGGCUGUCGAAUGGACAAA